This is a messenger RNA of Myiozetetes cayanensis, 4803 nucleotides long. RefSeq names its product REST corepressor 3 (gene RCOR3). Lineage: Eukaryota; Metazoa; Chordata; Aves; Passeriformes; Tyrannidae. Gene Ontology annotation, biological process: negative regulation of DNA-templated transcription; regulation of transcription by RNA polymerase II. Gene Ontology annotation, cellular component: histone deacetylase complex; transcription regulator complex. The record is from RefSeq and is a predicted model, not a curated record. The transcript has 12 exons. Gene Ontology annotation, molecular function: transcription corepressor activity. Bases 96 to 1733 code for a protein of 545 amino acids.
GGGGGCGGGGAGGGGGCAACAUGGCGGCUCCGUAUUAACUUCCCCCCCCUCGGCAGCCAGCGCUGCCGCCGCUCUCCCUUGCUCCCAGCUCUGGCAUGCUGGGCACGAUGGAGAAGGGAGCAGAGCUCUUGGGGGCUAAGAGCCGGGCAGCCCCCAACGGCGCCAAGAGCAGCAGCCCCUCCAACGGGCACUACUCGGAGCCGGAGAGCGGCGGCGGCGACAGUGGCGACGAGCACGAUGUAGGAAUGAGGGUCGGAGCGGAAUACCAGGCGCGCAUUCCUGACUUCGAGCCCGGUGCCACAAAAUAUACUGAUAAAGAUAAUGGAGGGAUGCUUGUAUGGUCUCCAUAUCAUAAUAUUCCAGAUGCCAAGUUGGAUGAAUAUAUAGCAAUAGCAAAGGAAAAACAUGGAUACAACGUGGAACAGGCUCUCGGCAUGUUGUUCUGGCAUAAACACAAUAUUGAGAAGUCCCUUGCCGAUCUCCCUAACUUCACUCCUUUCCCUGAUGAAUGGACAGUUGAAGAUAAAGUCCUAUUUGAACAGGCAUUUAGCUUCCAUGGAAAGAGCUUUCACAGGAUUCAGCAAAUGCUUCCAGACAAGACCAUUGCAAGCCUUGUAAAAUAUUACUAUUCUUGGAAAAAAACUCGCUCUAGGACAAGUUUGAUGGAUCGGCAGGCUCGAAAACUAGCUAAUAGAAAUAAUCAAGGUGACAGUGAUGAUGAUGUAGAAGAAGCUCAUCCCAUGGAUGGAAAUGAUAGUGAUUAUGAUCCCAAAAAAGAAGCCAAAAAGGAGGGCAAUAAUGAGCAGCCUGUUCAGACCAGCAAAAUAGGUCUGGGUAGAAGAGAGUAUCAGAGCUUGCAGCAUCGCCACCAUUCUCAGCGUUCCAAAUGCCGUCCACCAAAAGGCAUGUACCUGACCCAGGAAGAUGUGAUAGCUGUUUCCUGUAGUCCCAAUGCAGCCAACACAAUUCUUAGACAGCUGGAUAUGGAACUAAUCUCAUUAAAGCGACAGGUUCAAAAUGCUAAGCAAGUAAACAGUGCACUUAAACAGAAAAUGGAAGGCGGGAUUGAAGAAUUCAAACCUCCUGAGUCUAAUCAGAAAAUCAAUGCCCGUUGGACAACAGAAGAGCAGCUUCUUGCAGUACAAGGUGUCCGAAAAUAUGGUAAAGAUUUUCAAGCUAUUGCAGAUGUAAUUGGCAACAAGACUGUUGGCCAAGUGAAGAACUUCUUUGUAAACUACAGGCGUCGGUUUAACUUAGAGGAGGUAUUGCAGGAAUGGGAAGCGGAACAAGGAACCCUGGCUUCUAAUGGUGAUGCUUCUGCUUUAGGGGAGGACACAAAAAAUACUUCUAAUGUGCCAUCAGGAAAGAGCACUGAUGAAGAAGAUGAGGCACAAAGCACUCCGGCCACUCAGUGUUUAGGCCCUUCACCUCCAGCACAGGCAUCUGCUCCAGCACCUGCCGCUCCCAUGGCAACUUUAAAUCAGCCACCCCCAUUACUUCGUCCAGCACUUCCUGCUGCUCCUGCUCUCCAUCGUCAGCCUCCACCACUUCAACAGCAGGCGCGAUUUAUUCAGCCACGGCCGACGCUAAAUCAGCCUCCCCCUCCGCUCAUCCGCCCAGCUAAUUCCAUGCCUCCUCGUCUAAACCCAAGGCCAGUGUUAACCACGGUUAGUGGCCAGCAGCCACCCUCACUUAUUGGAAUUCAGACAGAAUCUCAGUCUACUCUGCACUGAAGAAAUAAAGCAGAAUUAUGCUAACUCCCGCAUCUGAAAAAUUGUAUCAGUGUACUUUUUUUUCCAAAUAAUGAAGGGGAGAAAAGAGCAAGCCUUCACAGGUACCAGACCAGUUUCCCAGAGGAGCAAGCUAAUAACUAGAAAAGGAGCAACAUGAAUGACCACCUGUGUAAAAAUAUUUUUAUGCCGAAGACUUGUACAGCAGAACAAUGCCUACAAUGCAGCCCUCCUCUAUACGAGUAACUGUUGAAGGAAGCUAACUUCUUAAAUGAAUAAAUAUUCAACACACCAAGAUUUUGUUUAACUGAUUUUUACUCUAUUUAUUUUAUUACGGUUCUUUAUAGUCAAGCAUCUAACUACAGGAAAGUAGAUUGGCAAAUCUAGGAAUAGGUAAUAUUGUAGGAGACUUAAAUGUAGUGUUGGGUUUUUUUGUGUGUGUGAAUUUUUUUGUUUGUUUGUUUGGGGUUUUUUUACCUUUUAGUGAAUGAAAAUAACAGUUUAGGUUCAGAAUUUUUGGCCCUGUUUAGGUAACGGUAGAAGCAUUUCACACACCUGUAAAAUGUAGAUGUUUUUUCUCUUCAUGUUUUUCCCAGAACACUUUUUCUUGUUUAAAAAGGUAAAUACUCCUCUUUCAGAGUAUUCUGAAGGCUCAAUAAGCUGUUGUACCAAACUUACUAAAUCUCAUGCGUGUUCUCAUAGAAUUUAACUGAAAACAGGAGUCCAGUUUGCUGCUGCAAUUGCUCUUGUAGGGUCGGCAGAGUAGAGAAGCAGCAGCUUACACCACCCAGGGGGAUGACAGGAGAGGAAUCUCUAGCAAGAACUAUUAAUUUAAUUUGUUAUUCCACUAAUUCUUCUAAUGUAAGUACAGUAAAAUUUCAUUCCUCUGAGAAUGACUGUCUGCAGUUCGUGUAUGUUAAAUCAUUAAUGUCUUGCCUAAGAAUUAAUGAGGGAAGUAUAGACACUGGUGGUGCUGGUAGAAUACCAUGCAAGUAGUUACCUCCUGCCAACCCAGUCUUACUGUUAAGUGGUUAUCUCUGAUUCCUGAUUUCUCAGCAAAAAAAGCUGAGCUGAGAGUAUGGAGGAGGGGUGGAGUGUUUGUUUUAUUUAUUGGCUCAGUAAAACCUGCAUUUGGGUGUUAAUUAGUGCUUCCAGAUUUUAGGAGUUUGAUAGAAACUCAUUUUACUGCAUUUUUGUCUGAAAUCUUGGUGGAUGCCCAGCAGUGUUUGGGGUGGGGGGAGGGUUUGUUUUGUUUUUUUUUUAAAGUAGAUGCCUCUACACUUCAAGUAAACCAGGCUCCAAACUUGAGUAGCACUGUUUGAAACUGUGUGAUCCGAAUUAAGCUAUUGAAAAAUAAGGCAUUCUUGACUAUGUAAUAACAUUUAUGUUGACUGUCAUACUAUUUAGAAAAUUAUUUUUGCUUAUAGCUGAAAUGGUGUUUGAAAAUUCUUUUAAAUCCAUUUUGUUAUUAACUAGAUUUGCCCUUGACUUAAAGGAGACUUUACUUGAAAAUAGAAUGUGCUCUCCCUAUGCUUUUUCGCAGACAAAUUGGAUGGACUAACAAUCGGUUUAGCAGCUGGGUAAUGUCUUUAUGUGCAAAGGGAAGUUCUUAUACUAUCAGAUCCUAUUUAAUUUGAAAAUGUAGUAUUAAGAUUUGAUAGUUGUAGUCUGAAUUGCAGUUAGUGUUGACCUUUAUGUUUUAGUUCUUCAUUUAAAAAUAUUUUCAGAUCAAACUUGAGAGAUUUUUCUUUCUGAACAGCUUUCACUGGUGUGCUGAGGUGUUGUACAAAAGGUCGUUCUUAUAAAUUUUCUUUUGCAUCAGAGAAGAUGCUUAGCCACUUCAUGUGCAUCAGAUGACCUUCUGUGUAAGAAAAGCAGCAUUGUAAAACAAACAUCAAGGAAUUCAUGGCCACAGAAAUUUGUGUUCUGGGAGUCAUAAGUCUUAAGUGUCCCCUACACGCAAAUCUGGCUCCUCUCUGGUCUUUAAAACCAAUACAAAACUAAGCUGGCACAUUUUGACAUCCUAAGUAUCUCAGUUUAAUUGUUAAGAGUGAUAAGAUUCAUCUUCAGGAUUUUUUUUCUUUUCUAUUUUGUUUUUAUCAUUGAGUCUCCCAGGUGUGUGUAUUGUACCUUUGCUAAUUUUUGUCUUGUCUCUUGUCGAUAGACUUCAGUAUGCAGAAUGUUGGGUGUUACGGUACAGUUGGCCACCACCAACUGCUAUAAAACUGUUCAGUACAUUGUAAUUCCGUUUAAUCUUGUUUAAAUAUUCUAUAACUGGGCAAAGGUGCUGUAUUUGAAGGGGGGAGGGAGGGUCAGAGAUAGGUAGGGUAGUAUUUCUUAAUUUGCAUACACUGUAGCACACAGUAGGGAACUCCUAGCAUUUGUAGUACUAAAUAAGUAUGUACAUAGCAAAAUGUCUUUAUUGUGUGCUUUGCAGAAUAUGUGCAUACAGUUUGCACGUCCUGUUUUGGGGGGUAGGGUUUGUUUUAAGCAGUGUUUGCCUGGAGAGUGAUAUGCUUGCUGCUUAAUCAAAGGAUUAAAGUUUCAAAGAAAUCUGUGUCUUCUAUUUUUAUGUACCUUGUAAUGGUCUAAUAUGUUAGGGCCCUUAUACUGUGAUUCUCUUCUAAAUUCAUUUAUAUUUUUUUAAGAAUUAGAAAUAAAAUUAUACAAUGGUGUUGAUUUCAGUGGGAAAUUUCUUUUGCCAUAUCUGGUCUCCUGUUCUGUAAUGUAGUAAUGAACUCUGACUUCAAGGUUGGCCUAAUUUUGUCACUUUAAAAAAUGUAAAAUGUUUGCACACUAAAGUUUGGCAGAGAACGUGUAUUCUACAUUGUUCAAAGCUAAUGUAACUACAGCUUUUUGUACAGUUUAUUUUAGUUAAUAAAGCAAAACGGUACUAAAAAAUGACAUUUUACAAAUGCAAGGCAUAAUCUGAACGACAUGUAUUCUAGGAACAACACUUGCAAAAUAUGGAUGUACAAGAGCUAUCAGAUUUAAUUGUUGCACUUUAAAUCAGAAUGGGUACGAAGUUGAGCAGAUAUUUCUGCAUUUAAUAAAACAAUCACUAAACAUUGCA